GGGGGGGCGGGCCUCCAGGGCAAGUACUUCCACCCAGAGGAAGAGGGGCGUCCUUACAGUCGAACAGCUCCUCCCAUGGUCCGGCCCACUCCGGGGGGCACCUCAGCGGGAGUGCUGCGGGGACCCCGGAGGUUGAAACCUAAACAUGGGGAAGAGCUGCAAGGUGGUCGUGUGCGGCCAGGCCUCUGUGGGCAAAACUUCCAUUCUUGAGCAGCUCCUGUACGGGAACCAUGUUGUGGGUUCUGAGAUGAUUGAGACCCAAGAAGACAUCUAUGUAGGCUCCAUUGAGACAGACCGAGGAGUGCGGGAGCAAGUGCGUUUCUAUGAUACUCGGGGUCUCCGAGAUGGGGCCGAGCUGCCCAGGCACUGCUUCUCCUGCACCGAUGGCUACGUCCUGGUCUACAGCACAGACAGCCGAGAAUCGUUUCAGCGCGUUGAGCUGCUCAAGAAGGAAAUCGACAAGUCCAAGGACAAGAAGGAGGUUACCAUCGUGGUCCUUGGCAACAAGUGUGACCUGCAGGAGCAGCGUCGUGUAGACCCAGAUGUGGCACAGCAUUGGGCCAAGUCAGAGAAGGUGAAACUGUGGGAGGUGUCAGUGGCCGACCGCCGUUCCCUCCUGGAGCCUUUCAUCUACCUGGCCAGCAAGAUGACCCAGCCCCAGAGCAAGUCUGCCUUCCCUCUGAGCCGCAAGAACAAGGGCAGUGGUUCCCUGGAUGGCUGAAGAGCUUCCCUUCUGUCUUCACCAUUCCAACCCCAUUCCAGGAUGGGUUGAGGGCACAGGGGUUCAGAAGCAAGCUGUUCUUCCAAUCAGUAAGGGAACGACCCUCUAGGCCAGGAAGCUGGGCUGGCCCAGGCCAAUGCCACUUUUGUCCCCUCUUAACUCCAAGAAGUGCAAGUGAACUUGA
Messenger RNA from Peromyscus californicus insignis, 905 nucleotides. RefSeq names its product NFKB inhibitor interacting Ras like 2 (gene Nkiras2). The record is from RefSeq and is a predicted model, not a curated record. NCBI's taxonomy places the organism in Eukaryota, Metazoa, Chordata, Mammalia, Rodentia, Cricetidae. The transcript has 4 exons. Bases 146 to 721 code for a protein of 191 amino acids. Gene Ontology annotation, molecular function: GTPase activity; GTP binding. Gene Ontology annotation, biological process: canonical NF-kappaB signal transduction.